Lolium rigidum is the source of this 1673-nucleotide messenger RNA. Its product is annotated as methionine aminopeptidase 2B-like. NCBI's taxonomy places the organism in Eukaryota, Viridiplantae, Streptophyta, Magnoliopsida, Poales, Poaceae. Gene Ontology annotation, molecular function: metalloaminopeptidase activity. The transcript has 13 exons. Bases 110 to 1483 code for a protein of 457 amino acids. Gene Ontology annotation, biological process: proteolysis. The record is from RefSeq and is a predicted model, not a curated record.
UUCCAGCCUCUCCUGCUGGCUGCGACGUCGGGCGGCAGCCUGCAAUUAUAGCCUCGACUCUCACCGUGGGCAAAGGUUUUGAGUUAUUGUAAGCUUAGGACUGCCCAGUAUGUCUGGGGGGAACAUCGAUGCAGCAACCAAGGAGAUGGAGGCAUUACAUGUUGGGAAGACUCAAGAAACCAAACAGGAGAAUCUGAAUAAGGUGGCUAGUGUAGAAGAUGUAACCUCGCCAAAAGAACUCAAAGUUUCAGAUAGCAAUGAUGGGGCUCCCGGAGGUCAGUCCUCGCCACCGGAAGAUGGAGAUGAUGAGGAACAUGGAGCAGCAGCUUCAGUGGCUGCGAAGAAGAAAAAGAAGAGAAGCAAGGCCAAUAGAAAGAAGAAGGACCCUCUUCAGCAGACAGAUCCUCCAUCAAUCCCUAUUGAUGAGCUUUUCCCUUCAGGAGAUUUUCCUAAGGGUGAAAUCCAGGAAUACAAGGAUGAUAAUUUGUGGAGAACAACUAGUGAAGAAAAGAGGGAACAAGAACGACUACAAAAGCCUAUAUACAAUUCUGUUCGCCGAGCAGCAGAAGUUCAUAGACAGGUUCGUAAAUAUAUGAGGAGCGUGGUGAAGCCUGGGAUGUUAAUGAUCGAACUAUGCGAGACUUUGGAAAACAUGGUUCGGAAACUUAUAAAGGAGAAUGGACUGCAAGCUGGUAUUGCUUUUCCAACAGGAUGCUCAUUGAAUUGGGUUGCAGCUCACUGGACUCCAAAUUCUGGUGAUAAAACUGUACUACAGUAUGAUGAUGUGAUGAAGCUGGAUUUUGGGACACAUAUAGAUGGGCACAUAGUUGAUUCUGCAUUUACGGUUGCAUUCAAUCCCAUGUUUGAUCCAUUGCUUCAAGCAACGAGAGACGCCACAAAUACCGGAAUCAAGGAAGCUGGAAUAGAUGUACGGCUUUGUGAUGUCGGUGCUGCAAUCCAAGAAGUCAUGGAGUCAUAUGAGGUUGAAAUUGAUGGGAAAGUUUUCCAAGUAAAAAGUGUGAGAAACCUCAAUGGUCACAGCAUUGAACCGUACCAUAUCCAUGCUGGGAAAUCAGUUCCAAUUGUAAAAGGUGGGGAGCAAACAAAAAUGGAAGAGGGUGAAUUUUAUGCAAUUGAAACUUUUGGGUCCACAGGAAAGGGGUUUGUGAGGGAGGACUUGGAAUGCAGUCAUUACAUGAAGAACUUUGAUGUUGGGCAUGUACCAUUGAGGGUUGCCAAAUCCAAGCAACUUCUCGGGACAAUCAAUAACAACUUUGGAACACUUGCGUUUUGCCGUCGUUACUUGGACCGUAUCGGUGAGGCCAAGUAUCUCAUGGCACUGAAAAAUCUAUGUGAUGUUGGCAUUGUGCAGCCGAUCCCUCCAUUGUGCGACGUGAAGGGCAGCUAUGUGUCGCAAUCCGAGCACACCAUCUUGCUCCGACCAACCUGUAAAGAAGUCAUAUCCAGAGGCGAUGACUACUGAUUCGCGCGACAGCCGCUGUAGCUGUAUUGGUUGGGCAAUCUGUGUUUUCUUUGAUCUAAUGGCACCUGAGAAUCAGACAUAUAAUGCUCAUAUGCACGGUGGUGUACUCUUAAUUGAGAACCUUCUGUUUCUUUUUUUUGGUUUACAAUUUGUGCAAACUGGUUUGAAAAUUUUGCUACUUGGUUGUAUU